AACCUGAAGCAUGUUGCUCAUUAUUAUUCUUGAAAGCAUAGUCUUCAUAGUUGAUUGAGCCUCUACUUAAUAUUCCGUCCAGUAAAAUUCCGCCCCAGAGACAGCAUCUCCUCUACCGCAUAUCAGACUUGCCUGUCUUCAGAUUCACAAUUACACGCGACCUGUAUCUAACUGUAAUGUGAACGCAUCUGUCCUCCGAAAUGGCACCGAUGUUCACGCUGAUGUGCUUUUGCACGAGUCAUCUGCGGCACCAACAGCAACAAACGCGCUGACUGAUGACGACAGCGCCCAGCGCAUGCGUAUAGGCGGGAUAAACACUUGCAUUCCGAUCUGACUGUUCUCAUUCAUGUUGCAUGGCCAUGAAUCGGAUACGUAUCUGAUCUAGGACCAUAUAUGAAUGUCACUCAGAUUUGUAAAGAUCGGAUUUCUGUGUCCACAAAGCUCUGAAAACUUCAGUUCUGAGUCACAUCAAGUCACGUCAAUUAAAGUGUUACUGAGUUGUUUUUAGGGCCUGGAGUUGAAUUUGACUUUAUUAAUUUAAGCUGACAAAGAUUACAAAAGAACUUAUUACCAGGCUACCAUUAGGAAUGUGGGUUGUAAAGACUGAUACCUGGUCUGCCUGUCACACCCUCAAACGUCAUUCUGCAAAUAUGAGCCUCUCCAAAAGGAAAACAACUGAGUCAGAAUGUCUUUUCUUAAUGGAUGUCAAAAAUGGAUUUUUCUAUUAUGGCUUUUAUGGGACUUGAAAAUAAUUGUAAAAAUGGCCGCUGCUGACGUGGCAUACACAAGAACAAUAUAUUUAAAUACAUUUCUGAGACAUAUCCAGAUAUUUUAGACAUGUACUUAAAUAUUAAAAAUCCAUCACAACAGGGCACAAUGGACGGUCCACAGUGCGGCCUUGUAUGGUAAAGGGGACUUUAUAAUAAACGGCACUCGGAAGACAUGAAACAAAAGGGACCAUGAGGGAUCUAAUCGAAGGCAGGUAAAUGAUACUGGAGCAAACAAAGAUUUAAACCAAACUCAAGGAAACAGAGUGACCCCAGACAAGAUCAGGUAAAGAAAGCACAGCAGAUAAUAAACAGAAAACAAAUGCGAUGACCAACAAAAGCAAAAGGCAGUUAUAUAUAAAUAUACAUGGGCUAAACAAGGGACAGGUGUGAACCAUCACAAUAAACCAAAAACUAAAGAAUAGAGGCAACAAGGAACAGGUGCAGGUCAUUCACAAUCAGUAACAAUUUAAACGCUAGAAAUGGUUUGGCCAGUGACACUGACUGAUCAAAUAGGGAAACGACGAACAGGACAGGGAUUUAACUGAUCCUGACACUACAUAUGAGUAUAUUGUACAUGAUUAUAUGUUUGAAAUGUAUUUGUAUAUACGUAAAUGUAUUCAUUACAUUUAACACAUUUAACAGUUUUAGUUACUAUAAUAUUUACAUUGCGUACUGAUGUAUUUGAAUUGACUAAUAAUUGUUGCUGUUACCUUAUUCAUUUAAUUGUUGCUCAUUUAUUCACAUACUUCAGAAGGCAGGUAAAAUUCAAUUCAAAAUCAACGCUUAUUUAACUUCAUAAAAACUUGUGAAUUUGUUAACUUUUGGUUAAAUUUUCCUUUUACUGCUGUAGAUUCCUUUAAUUUUUGUCCCCACUUCGUCUAAGUUCUGAUGGCUGGCACCUGACCACACCCAGGGCACCUGACCACACCCAGGGCACCUGACUACACCCAGGGCACCUGACCACACCCAGGGCACCUGGUGUAAUUUGUGGAAAUCGCCUCUUAGUUGCUCAUGCAAAUGAAAAGGAAAAUUCAUGUCAUAGUUAGACCCGUUCACAAUAUAACCGGGAUACUCACACUAUGCAGAGUAAGGGGCCACAAGGACCAAGACUGAAGGACACUGACCAGCUGGGAGGUGGGAAGGAGCGACGGAGUGAGUGGAGUGCUGGAGGACAGGAGGCAGGAGGCAUAAGCGGGCAGAGGAUGGCGUGCUGUCGGGACGGAGCCGGGCCGCGGCGCUGGCUGACGCUGGGCUCGGGGCUGCUGGAGUGCCUGUGCUUUGCAGGCAUCGUGUUUGGCUGGGCCUCGCUGGUCUUCCUCCUGAAGGCGGAGAGCUACUUCGGCAACCUUUGCACAAACGGGACCGCGGUCAAUAGCAGCGAGAGCGCCGACUGCAGCCACCAGGACGACCAGUUAUCCCUCAUCUUCACCAUCGCCUCCUUCCUGAACAACUUCCUCCUGCUUCCCAGCGGAUUCUUCUUUGACCGCUUCGGCACUAUGGCCACGAGGCUGCUUGCAGUAAUAUUGUACACCACUGGUGUCUUGAUGGUCGCCUUCUCCAGUGCAGUGAUACCCAAUCUGCUCUUCCCGGCGAUGUCCUGCAUUGCAGUGGGCGGCAUCCUCUUUCUCAUGACAAAUAUGCAGGUGGGGAACCUCUUCGGCACGCACCGAUCCACCGUCAUAACUUUUUACAACGGUGCCUUCGAUUCCUCCUCCGGCAUAUUGCUCAUCGUUAAGGUGGUGUACGAACGAGGGAUCACUCUGCAAGCCUCCAUGCUCUUCCUCGCAAGCUGUAGUGUCAUUCAUCUUCUCCGCACGCUGUUCCUCAUGCCAAGGGGUCACAUUCCCCACCCCCUCCCGGAAGGUUACACCUAUGGGCUUGGCUGUGGCCGGUCCAGGGCUUAUAGUGUGUCAGUAGCAGGGAAGCCUGAUUACAAGGGAGCCAUGUCGGAUGAUGAGAACACAGACAACCUGCCCACUCAAACGACAGAACCAACCACAACUCCCAAUAAGGAGAAAGUGGCCAAUGUCAGGAGCUGCAUCCUGUCCUGGUUCUUCAUGCUGCACCUGGGCUGGCUGUCCAUCAUGCAGUUGCGACACUAUCUCUUCAUCGGGACACUGAACCCCAUGUUGAAUCGGCUCACUGGAGGGGAUCCCACCCUGGUGAGCGAGUAUACCAACGCCUUCGCAUUCACCCAGCUGUGCGGGAUUCUCUGUGCUCCCUGGAACGGCCUCAUCAUGGACAGGCACAAGGGGAAGCCCUGCGCUCCAGGAGAAACGGAGCAGGAGGCCGACGUGCGAUCUGCCGCACUCUCCCUGUUCAUCACCGCCAUGCAGUGCCUGCUCUUCUCCCUGUGUGCCGCCCUGCCCGUCCUUCCCCUCCAGUACCUCACCUUCGUCCUCCAAGUCAUCAACCGCUCCUUCCUGUACGGCGGCAACGCCGCCUUUAUCAGCAUCGCGUUUCCUUCCUCCCACUUCGGGAAGCUGUAUGGCCUGAUCUUGGCACUGUCUGCACUGGUGUCACUGCUGCAGUAUCCAUUCUUCGCCCUGGUCCAAGGCCCCCUGAAAGGAGACCCCCUAUAUCUGAACGUGGCCUUGACUGUUCUCACCACGCUGGCUUUCAUCCACCCGCUGUACGUGUUCAUCCACUGCCGCCGGGCAGCCGCUCGGAGAAGGACGUCGGCACAGUGAAUCGCUGCCCCGACGGAUCCAGGAAGGAGAAGCACUCCCACCGGAUAGAGAACGUCUGACUCACUCACCCUGCAUUUCCAGCGAAGCGACGGAUGGGAGUCACCACCAAACCGUGGGAUCUUUUCCGUUUGUGUCCGACACACAAACGCGCUUUUUAGGAAAGUAUUUAUGGGCUGGUGCCAAAAUAUACUGAUUAAUUUAUCCUUUGGAGGAAGGAGGCAUUACUAUUACUAAUACGCAUAUGAUUGGAUGAGAGCACUGCGUAUGUAUACAUAUAUAACCAAAGGCAUUUGUUAUACGCUUUUUUAUAGGAGGGAACUUAAAAAAUGUUUUUGUCAUCAUUCAAAAAAAUGUGAAGAACUGUUGUUAUUGAAAAUAAAUGAAUUUGUUAUAGAAUUUUAAAGUUGUGGGAAUAAGUUUGUGAAUUCAUUGGAAUCACCAGGAUGUUUUCACAAAUAGUCAUUAAAAUAUGACCUAGUGCCUUUAUCUUUGUUCAUUUACAUUUUGUCCAGACUACCUUAAAUCCGACAAGUCAUCUGGCCAAACAAGGAGUCCAGCUUUGUGAUUCAGGCCACAGGUCUUUGUCUAAGGUCUAAGUCACAGUGAUAAAUAAUGACGGCAUUAACCAACAAACAAGAGACACAUUUUAUAUUUAUCUUUAUCUGUCUUUAUGUGUUGACAAAAUAAGUCACAUGUUCACAUAGUGUCAGAGCUAUCUUAAUAAUCGAAGAUUCAUAUGUAUUGAAGAUUAUUGGAAAAAUAUGGUUGCUUUAUUUAUAUCAUUCCAAAUAUCAUUGCAUGUCAUCCAAUUAUUUUUAAAAUGUGAGAGUUCGGACAAUUAAGUGAAUCAGUGUCAUUUUUUUGUCAUGCCUCCAUAUUGUUAAGUUCCUGUAUGACUCCACUGACAAGUUUUGACGCUGCUCAGAUUAAAAGGAUCCUUCCCACGUC
Molecule: messenger RNA, 4408 nt
Organism: Paramormyrops kingsleyae
Lineage: Eukaryota; Metazoa; Chordata; Actinopteri; Osteoglossiformes; Mormyridae
Product: equilibrative nucleobase transporter 1
Biological process (GO): transmembrane transport
Molecular function (GO): transmembrane transporter activity
Source: RefSeq, a predicted model, not a curated record